Molecule: messenger RNA, 1553 nt
Organism: Ctenopharyngodon idella (grass carp)
Lineage: Eukaryota; Metazoa; Chordata; Actinopteri; Cypriniformes; Xenocyprididae
Product: cytochrome P450 2J3-like
Exons: 5
Coding region: 141-797 (218 amino acids)
Biological process (GO): xenobiotic metabolic process
Cellular component (GO): intracellular membrane-bounded organelle; cytoplasm
Molecular function (GO): oxidoreductase activity, acting on paired donors, with incorporation or reduction of molecular oxygen, reduced flavin or flavoprotein as one donor, and incorporation of one atom of oxygen; iron ion binding; heme binding
Source: RefSeq, a predicted model, not a curated record
GUCGACUGCCUUGACCGCACAAGGACAUAUAUGCUCUGUGGCGGGAGGUGAUUGACUUUAUUCGAGGAAAGGUGAAUGCACACAGAGCGGAUUAUGAUCCAUCAAAUCCACAAGACUACAUUGACUGUUUCCUUGCUAAGAUGGAAAAACUUAAAGAUGACACAGACACUGUGUUUAAUGUGGAGAACUUGUGCUUCUGUACGCUGGAUCUGUUUGUGGAGGGAACUGAUACUGCCGCUACCACUCUGUACUGGGGUCUUCUCUACAUGAUGAAAUAUCCUGAGACACAAGCCAGAGUUCAGGAGGAGAUUGAUCGUGUUGUGGGAGGGUCACGGCAGCCAUCUUUAUCAGACAAGGACAACAUGCCCUUCACCAAUGCUGUCAUUCAUGAGAUACAGAGGAUUGGAAAUAUAGUCCCAUUAAAUUUGGUCAGGGCUACUGUGAAAGAUACCCAGAUAGGGAAAUACUUUAUCCCAAAGGACACAGUUGUCAUUGGCAGUUUGACAUCAGUGCUGUUUGAUGAGUCCGAGUGGGAGACGCCUCACUCUUUUAACCCGGGUCACUUCCUGGAUGCAGAGGGCAAUUUCAGGAAAAGAGAUGCCUUUUUCCCUUUUUCUAUAGGAAAGAGAGUGUGUCUUGGGGAGCAGCUGGCACGGAUGGAGCUGUUCCUGUUUUUCUCCUCUCUGCUGCAGCGCUUCACUUUCUCUUUAACAGUAGGUGUGGAGCCCAACUUGGAUUAUUUAAUGGGAACCACUCGAUGUCCCAAACCAUACAAAUUAUGUGCAAUGCCACGCUAAGACUAGCAACACGCACAAAUAUGUGAUUAUGGACUGUGUGUGUUUCUGAGAAAGAGAUAAUGUAUCCUUUUAUUUAUGGAAAAUUGUGGGAAUGGUCAUUGACAGUAAUUCAUUGUGGUAAAUGGGUGGAUUGGAAUGGGUGCAGUGUAUAAUAUUUUUGUAUUUGCAAUAAAAUGUAUAAUUUGAUAUGAUAUCUGAGUAUGAAAUGAUGAGCAGAAUUCCUCUAUGAAAUUUUUAGGAGUUCCACACUUAUUUGACCAAUGAAAUUUCCUGACCUUCUCAGUCAUUUGUAAUUACUGGAUAAGGACUUUUAAAAAUCAUUUCAUUUCAGACAUAACCCUUACUUAAACCCUUACUUUGUCAUUUUGUGUCUUUUUGUCUUUAUAGUUGUUCAAGACAAAAACUCAAACUAAUGUUUUUGAUUCAAAAAGUUGUAUCCUUCAUACCUUGUCGUAUGAUGCUGAAAAAAUAUGAAUACUUACAAUAGUAAAUAAAAUGGUAGAUUAUAAUUUCAUUGCUGAUAUCUUGUUUAAACAAACACGUGGAAGAAAACUAAAUGAGGAGAGGAAAGGUGAAAGCUCCAGAUAAACAUUCUGCAUAUUACGCAAAAGCCUUUUAAAACAUCAGAUGAAUUUGUGCCAAAAAAGGCAGUCCAAGGACAUCAACUUAAUGCAAUGAAUUCUCGCGUUAUUAAUUCGCUGUACUGAAAUUCAAACACUGAACCUGCCUAACAGUAAAAAAAAAAAAAAAAAAAAA